Dichomitus squalens LYAD-421 SS1 is the source of this 2778-nucleotide messenger RNA. RefSeq lists its product as uncharacterized. The coding region runs from base 483 to 821 and encodes 112 amino acids. Lineage: Eukaryota; Fungi; Basidiomycota; Agaricomycetes; Polyporales; Polyporaceae. The record is from RefSeq and is a predicted model, not a curated record. The transcript is spliced from 6 exons.
UAUCACUCGAGGUGCCGACCAUACAGCUAUGCUCCGGUUGCGAUCAGGACCAAUGGACAGAUUGUCGUAACAGGUUGAGGGUGCCAUUGGACUCGGAGCCUGAGAGCGUAGUAAGCGGUCCUUUGCUUUGGUCUUUUGCACUUUUGAUCCGCUACUUUCCGUUGAAAGGUUUGCGUGGCUUCAGGGGCGGCCCUGAUUAUGCAAAUCUGUGGUCACGAGCGCCCCCGCAAAGGUAUAAGAAGAGGCAUACAUGUCGCACAACUCCUCCAACCCAAUUGCAACUCCCAUCGCAUCAUGUCCUUCUCUACCUUCUAAUCACCUGUCUCAAAACAAACUCUCGUCAUGCUCACGCCCUCAUGGGUUCUGUCUUAUUCGUGCGAGGCCGAUAAGCUACUAUCACAUUACUUGCCGGUUUAUCUUGAGGCAUCUAUAUUUCCGCGUCACUAUUACAGACCGACUACUCUGCUGCAGGUAGCUGACGCAUGAUGCCGGCGGGUUCCGGCCACCAACGGUAUGCGGGGACGCCUCCGCAAACGCGAAGGUAUUCAGACGUUGCUGUGCACGCCGAUCAAAAUGGGGAGCUCGAGCAGCACGUCACAUCCGCGCUGUCGACGCAGCCACUCCAGGACGCGCCUACCAUCUCGAUAAACAAUUGGCCAAAUAUUCGGACCGAACCUCUGACUUGGCAACGCCAGCACAUAUCGACACCCUACUCCGCCAUACCACCGCGUUCCAUUUCUCCGCAUCGGGUGUCGAUCUCGAGCUUACCCGACACGUUGUCGCGUUCUACACCGCCAGUUCUGGGAGGAAGCUUCUGGUAGAGUCUUUCCUCUUACCCGCAUUUUCCCCGCCGUUUUUCCGUUCCCUCCUCCGACCUUCUGUCCAGCAUCAUGAUCGGAGCUCUGCGACCUCUUCCUCAACUACGAACUGUGUCCUCCUCAUGUGGAGGAGGUCGAGCGAGGCCAUGCUGAGCCUUCCGGAGCAUGUGGUAAUGAUAGCUCACUCGCGGGCAUAGGCACCGACCUAGAGUCUUCCCUCUUUCCUGCGUUCCCCCCGCCGUUUUCAUCGUUCUUCGGUGUCCCGUCACUCUCUUCUCCUCUUCUCCUGUCGGAGAAGACUCGACAGGAAAAGGUUCAGGUAUAUCGCAGCUCGUUCUCGAGCCAGUCAUAGGCUGCCAAUCAUUGGAACUAAAUCUAUGGGGGGUACCGCUCCUGUCGGAAGCCCCCGAGCCCUCGGAGUCUGUGCCCCUCUGGCCACAGCCGUCCCCCACGUAUAUGCCGCCUCCAACCUGUGAAUGACAACAGCCCAGCCUUCCUACACAAGCACUACUACAACUGCUGAUCGCGUCUUGCCAUCAGCUCAAUGGUCCGUUCGCCAACCCGCGUCCGAUACCAGCGACGUGUCGCGUAGAGGAAUCAUUCCUCGUCGCCCAUGGCCUCUCCAUACCACAGUACUCCGCCCUCGGGCUCGAACACUCCCCUCACGCAACCCCGGACCUGACUUGGAUGGUGGUCUUCGUGAUAGCCCAGACUCACCGCCUUGUGCCGCUGGAGAGGGCUUGCUGCAUCGCCAGACUCGACGGGGUCCGCGCCUCUCCACCGACUCACCUCACCAAUCACAGUCAUCAAAUCACGUCCUCUUCGCUCCCUCGCUUCUAGGUGUCCCAGUACCUUCUCGUUUCGUCUGUAUGCUCUGGCGUAUCAUCUUCCUCGCACGAGGCCGAUAAGCUACUCUCCAGGCCAAUGUUGGUCAACAUCAGCCCAGUGGACCGCACUCUCCUGGGGGUUGAAAUGGAUCACCACCUUAGGCCACGUUAAAACGCGGCCCGGAGAGGGCGUCGGUUGCAUCGGAAUCCUCACGCGCCUGCUGGAGAGAGGAGAGCCAGUCCGCGUGAUGUACCGUUGACCUGAGGUUCACCUUGUAAUAUCCACAUCUCUGCGACGCCUUCACAUCACGAGAUGAAACCGACACAGGAAGUCUGUGAUCUUCCAGAGCGCCGUCUCGCCACCGAUAGUGCGUCGCGCGACCUCCUACGAGACCAGUCCCAGGAUUCCCUUUCAUCUCGUUGAACAUAUCCUGGAAUACCUGACACAGCGAACAAAGCACACAUCGUCGCCCUAUGCCCUUUGUACCUUCCUCUCAUCCUUCCAUCUUACCCCAACGGCAGUCUCGCCCUCUCCGACUUGUACACCCCUAGCCAACUCACGUUCUUGACGCCCGCAGGUGCUUCAGAAGGCUACUACAGUGGGGUCUUCGUCCACGAUUACACGGAGCGGCGACUCCGAGUGCCUGCACAUGUCGGUGCAACCCGGCUUCGCCUUCGAUGCCACCAUUCGGAUGCCCCAGCCUUUGCAUUCCCUACAGGACAUCCCAGCCCUUCGACCACGACGCGGUGUUCCAGGCAGUUAUCGAGGUCCCCCGUCCCUAAGCAUUCGGCUAGUCCGAGAGCCAAGGGCCAGCAUCGUCGCUCCUCCCGGUCCCAGCCACGAUUCCAGUCAGCGUUCUCUCCUGGUUGGAGGCGCGAUACGCACGAUAAGCACGCGUGAAGACCGCCAAGCGAAGGGCGAGGCCGUAUAUCGUCGCACACGCCAUAUAUACACUCGUCGAUGAAACACGUGUAUAUACAUAGUUGCCUCUAACAAUGCGCUCUGUAUCUACAAUGCACUUCUUCAAGGAAGUUUGUACGACGAUAUGACUCCUGCAUGUCUUCGAAUAGUCAUCGCGAGCCGCAGUUACGGGUCUACGCGGAUUGGACUGACGAGUUGCCGCUGGUUCUAG